AAAAAACAUGACCCGGCAACAUACAUCGGAUGACAGACACCCAUCAUUCUACCAAAACCCUCCGCUUCUCACGAGACACAUCUCUCUCUCUAACGAACUACGCAGCGGCCGGUUGACAACGAUGCUACGUUGACGCAGUGCAAAACUCCUUCCGGCGGCCACGACCAACCUACACCGUUCAACAUCAAAUUUUAAAUCGGCCCAAAUUUUAUUGUUGCACAGGGUCUGCGAUUUCUCGGGACCGGCCCUGCUAGUCAUAAAAUCCGCCAAACAGAAUCAUAAAUGUUGAAAAGAAGGCUAUUCACUUCACUCAUAUCCUCAACGCCGUUCCGCAAUGCAGCCACAGUCCAGACGAAUCAGAGAUCCUGCUCCACGAUUAUUGGAUCCACGAUCCAGCAGUCCAUUUUUGCGCAGCAUCGUGAACUGGGUUGGUUUUCUGGCCACCACAUUCUGAGGGCGUAUAGUCUUCUGAGCCUGAACGACCUCCGGGACAAUAAGGGCGCCCGCAAGCCCAACACCCGGAAAGGCCGUGGUAUAGGGUCAGGUAAGGGGAAGACUGCGGGUCGUGGACACAAGGGCCAGAAGGCACGCGGCACUAUGAAAUUCGGUUUUGAAGGAGGUCAGACCCCCCUCCGCCGCCGUCUCCCUAAGCGCGGAUUCAAUAAUCCGUUCUCUCUCACUUUUCAGCCAAUUGGGCUAGGGAAGGUAGCAAAGCUGAUCAAUGCAGGAAAGAUCGACUCAUCAGAGUUGAUAACUAUGAAAACUCUCAAGUGGGAAAACAAAUUGGAGAUGGUGUCAGAUUAAUGGGACGCGGAGCCGAAAAAAUUGAAUGGCCCAUUCAUUUUGAGGUUUCCAGGGUAACAGCUAGAGCAAAAGCAGCUGUGGAAGCUAAAGGUGGUUCAGUGAGGAAAGUGCACUACAAUAAGCUUGGUCUGCGUGCACUACUCAAACCUGAGUGGUUCGAGAAGAAGGGUAGAUUACUCCCAAGGCCUGCAAGGCCACCUCCUAAACUAAGGGACAAAGUUGAUAGUGUAGGGCGCCUUCCCGCUCCUACCAAGCCUAUCCCUUUUAUUACUCCCGAAGAGAAUGAUGAAGAGAUGUCUCCAUCCCUUGCUUCCACUACCUGACCAUUUAACUUUGUGGGAUUUUCAUAAUUUUGUAGACACCAAUACAGUUAAAUACUACCUCCGUCCCAUUAGAAGGUUCCCGUCCACUAUUUGCAUGGUCAACUUAAAUCAUUUUUAAUCGUUUACUUUAUAAAUCAAAUUUUUAUCAAAUUUACAUUUUUUAUUAGCCUUUGUAGUGGUUUUAAUGUAGUUUCUGAAUAUAUUAAUUUUAUUUACUAAAACUAAUCAGAGUGUGAACAGGGAUUAAGUUGCUUUAUCGUCAGUCAAGCAUCGUAAAUCGUUCACGGGAAUCUUGUAGCGGGAUGGAGGGAGUACUAUUUUGUGGGAUUUUCAUAAUUUCUCAUUACUACAAUCAUACCAGAUGCACAUAGACAGAGACACAAUGUUCGAAUAGAAGCCUGUCAUCAAUAAGUUGUUAUACCGUGAGAGCAGUCAAAGGUGAACAUAAUGCUCCAACAGCUAAAACACGCGUGAACAGUAAUAGUGUAGAUAAUAAUUUUUUUUGUUCGAGUAGGAGAGGGAUGUAAGUACUUGCACAUAAGAAAUGUAACUUAUGUUGAUAAGAAAUAUAUCUGUAGAUAAGUUGAAAUGUAACUUGUCUAAUACGGAGUAUAAAAAAUUGAACAUUGAUUUCAUUGUAAACAAUGAUAAAAAGGAGUUUAAUUGCUUAAC
This is a messenger RNA of Cuscuta europaea, 1799 nucleotides long. Lineage: Eukaryota; Viridiplantae; Streptophyta; Magnoliopsida; Solanales; Convolvulaceae. The record is from the annotation of a GenBank genome assembly.